UCUGUUAGUGAGGAAUACUUUGCGGAUUGUCUCCAAUCACUGGUUCUAUUAUUAUUCAGUUUAUAAAACGUUGGAUUGAUUUAGAUCAGAUGACUUUUCACAUAUCUAAAAUUCUUUCGCUUCCUGGACCAAAGGGCGGAGUAUCUAGGUUGUUUAGUAGAAUGGCUGCAGAAAAAGAUUGGUGGAAAAAAGCAGCAUCUAUUUAUGAAUUUUCUGUCAAAGAUAUUGAUGGCAAUGAAGUAUCAUUAGAAAAAUAUAAAGGUCAUGUUGUAUUAAUUUUAAAUUGUGCAUCCAAAUGAGGGUUCACAGAAAAGAACUACACUCAGCUACAAGCUUUGCACGCCAAGUAUGCUGAAUCAAAAGGUCUUAGGAUCCUUGGAUUUCCCUGUAAUCAGUUUGGAAGUCAGGAGCCUGGAACUGAAGCAGAAAUAAAGACUUUUGUCACAGAUAAAUUUAAUGUUCAGUUUGAUAUGUUCUCCAAGAUAAAUGUGAAUGGAAAUGAUGGCCAUCCUUUAUUUAAAUAUCUCAAACACAAACAAGGAGGCACACUCGGGGAUUUUAUCAAAUGGAAUUUUACAAAGUUUCUAGUCAACAAAGAAGGAAUCCCCGUGAAAAGAUAUGCCCCAAAUACAGAACCAAACAGCAUUGAAAAAGAUUUUGAGAAAUAUUGGUAGUUGUGCAUAAACAAUAAACAUAUCUUAGUCACCAUAGUGCAUGUGACUGUGCCAGAUAGAUGACAGACUCUGUCUUGAAGACCGUAUGAAGGUUGAUAUCAAAUCCGUUCUGGGGAUGUCAACCUGAGCUAUAAUGGCGUGCAACUUGUCUUGCAAGAUGGAGAGUGUUUCUUCAUUGGCAUGUUUACAUCCACCAUCGACGACUUCUGUUGUAUUUCCUAUGUUGUGUAGACUAUAUUGAUUGUUAUCCAUGAAUCAUUGUUUUUGUAUAAGUGAAUCAUAUGUACUUUUAUAUCCAGGAAUCUUUGUUUAUUUUUGUAUAAGUGAAUCACAUGGUCAUCAAAUCUAUUUUUAUGGAUGUAAUUAUUAAUUUUAAAAUAUUUAAAAUUUGCUUUAGCUGUACAAAGCUGUCCAAUUUAAUUUAUGUUUACAUUUUUUUUAAAGUCCUCACGAUGAAAGAUAGUCUAUUUCAGAAUCUUACUGUCAAUUUUGGUCAUGUUGGUGCUAAGAUUUUCAGACUUCAUUUUCCUGAUAUGUUCUGUCCCAUUGCAUUUACCCCACUGCCCCAUCUUUAUUGUAAAUUUAAAAAAAAAAAGCAGAAUGUUAUUUUUUGUUUGAAUUGAAUUGUAGUAAACCAAAGCAUUAUCAAAAUGUUAAAAAAAUGUUGUAUGCUAUGACAAUUAAAUAAGAUGCAUUAUUUUACACAAUGUUUAUAAAAUCUCAACAUAAAAAUUUAAAACAAAA
This is a messenger RNA of Mytilus trossulus (common blue mussel), 1418 nucleotides long. Its product is annotated as glutathione peroxidase-like. Gene Ontology annotation, molecular function: glutathione peroxidase activity. The record is from RefSeq and is a predicted model, not a curated record. Gene Ontology annotation, biological process: response to oxidative stress. Lineage: Eukaryota; Metazoa; Mollusca; Bivalvia; Mytilida; Mytilidae. The transcript is spliced from 6 exons.